Molecule: messenger RNA, 19579 nt
Organism: Pelobates cultripes (western spadefoot toad)
Lineage: Eukaryota; Metazoa; Chordata; Amphibia; Anura; Pelobatidae
Source: the annotation of a GenBank genome assembly
CUUCCUUCAGGGUGGAGAUUGUGUUAGCAGCAGCUUGUCUGAUGAAACUAGUGAACUAUAUACUUCAAUCCACUACAAGGAAAUGAGUUAAAAGCUCAACUAAUGCCGUACGGACAUGUCUUCGUUGCUCUACUGCUGCUUACAGAUUACACUGGUACAUCAAGUGAGGAUCAAGGACCAUCUCCAACCUGAUUGCUGUGUCAGGAGGAGAGCCAGUGGGAUGUAGAUGGACAUUCUCAUUGGCUAAGACUGCUUCUUUGUAUGUAGGUAAGAUUUGUGCUGGUAUUAAUUACCAUUAUUUUGUUUUGUACAAGGAAAGAUUUGCUCGCUGUCAUUAUUACAGGCUUUAACAUCAUGCUUUUAAAAGUAUGUUUUUUUUUUUGUUUUUUUUAUGUAGUGCUUGUGCAUUCCUUUUUAAUAUAACAAGCCAGGAAUUAUAAAUGGGUUUAUGUAUAUCUGUUUCUCUAUCUCUCUCUUUUUCAGUUUGUCUCUAUCUCUGUGUUAGUCUGUCAAUUUACCAGUGCGUCUCUCUUUUUCUGUGUGUGUAUGUAGAGGAACUAUUUACAUGUGUGUGCAUGUGUUGGCCCUUGGGCACCUGAAAUGCAAGCCAACUAUUUCUCAUCCCAUCUGUCCUGUAAAAAAGUUUAGUAAUGCCUAGAUCUAUAUAGCUUUCAUAUAAAAUAACACAGAGACAAGCUCAGAUAGUAGACAUUUGUAAAAAUUACCAGAUUUGCCUGUAUUUCAUUGUAGUAAAAUCCUGGAGAAUUAGGGAUUGACCAUUUGAAAGCAAUGUUGUAUUCUUAUUGGCUGGAAUCCAACUUGUGGGUAUUGACAAAAAAAUUUAACAUUGGAUAUAAACUAAUCGCAGCACUUACUGCAAAACAAAAUGACAUGUUCUGUGGCAUUUGCAUACAUUUUGGAACUUCACUAAAUGAUCUCGGUAAUGUAACCAUGUAAUUGCUGUAUUUGACAAAGACAAGCUCUCCUACAAUUUGUGUAUAUUGGGUGGGGAAUAAUGUAUGAGUAAUUGUAGUGAGAGAUUUGUCAUUCUAAAUCUCUUGUCAUUAUUACUGCUUAAAAGUGUUUGUUUGUUUAAGGGAAAUCUGUUUUGGAGAUAUUGCUGUUUUCUACCAAGUUAAUUGUAGGUAGGAAAUGAUACACCGAUACAAGUAGGCAGUACUCAGAAUUCUUCAAUAAUAUUUGACAUAUAAUAAUCAGGGGCACCUCCAGGUGUAUGGGCGUCACUGUUUUAGUCAGUUGGACAGUUUAAACUAUUUGUAUUUUCAUGCUUGUGCAUGCUUUCAAUAUAUAACAAUCCUAUAUAUGAUAUAUUAUGUAAACACCCCUAAAAUCAACAUACAAUAUCAGAUCUAGAGUAGAUACUUAUCUUGUUGAUCACUUGGAUGCUUGUUUUAGUGAAAGUGGCCACUCCACCCACCUAGUUAUACAUUAGUUUAGUGUAAAAGUGAACAAAACAUUACAUAUUGCCCUCCUAUGGGAUAAGUUCACGAUUCCUUACAUGGAAUAAGAACCUCCUCAUUGGCUGGGCCACUUCCUGAUCUCAACAGGGCCAUGUGCAGAAUCUGGAAACCUUGCAAAUGCAAGGUCUUUAAAGUUAGGUGUGUGCACGCUUAUGAUUUCAUUGCAUUAUCUAUGGUAUUCAUAAAUAAAACUAAAGGUCUUUUCUAACCUAGGAUGUGUUCUUAACAUAAAUAAAAACUUUAUUACAAAAUGUGUACUUCAAAAUUAAAACAUUUCUUCUUUCCCUCUAUCUUCAGGUGACAUGGCUACUGCAGUGACAGUGCUAUGAGAGCCAUGAUGUUUGAGUGACGAUAGGCAUGGAAUGUGGCACAUGGGGGGACGCUGCAAUCGAAAAAUGAGACAAACUCUGCAUAGCUUCAUAACUAUGUCACUAGUUCUAUUUUGGGAUAGUGGUAUGUCCAGCUUAAUAAUUUACUGUUCCAAACUUCUUUGACCUGCCUGUCUACCUGCCUGCCUGCCUGUCUGUCUGUCUGUCUAUCCAUCUAUCCUUGCCCUUGUGUCCAUGCUUGUUACAGCCUCCUUCAUUAGUGUUUUGUCCACUUUAUCAUUCCAUAACUCCUGUGUCUCCCCUCUCAAUGUGUGUGUACAUUUUCUAGGGCACUGGAGGGCCAAAGAUUGCAUGAGGUGAAGUCUGUUCUGCUUGACAUAGAGAAUAAGAUCUAGAAAUGUUAUUUAUUGAUACUGCAAUACAAGAAUACUCAUGUGGGCCAUUAUUAAUACUCAAGGUUAUUUGAAUUAGCGAUUUUGUUGUUUUAUUAAGGGCCACAUUUCUCCUUUUCAUUAACGGCAAAUCCAUUUGAAAUCUGAUUACUUUAUCCGAAUGAAUGUCAUUUAGGACAACAUGGUAUCUGUUUUAAAUUCAUUUAGUCUUAUAUGUAAAUUCUAUUCAAAGUAAUACAAAUCCUAUAAAUAUGGCACUUCUCAUUUCAUUGGCUGAUUCUUCAAGCCAAGUUCCAGCAAAUCAGAAAGGAACAAGGCCCAUUUAGUGAAAGCUACAGGUUUGUUUGUUUUUUUUAAUCAGAAUUGUGGUCUUGGCCCACUUAGAUCCUUUUUUAAUGCACUCUUUAUUUACAUUUCUGGUAAUAAUUUGGCUGUUCAUUGUUUAGUAGAUGUACCUCCACCUGUGGCUUAUGAGGUGGGAGUGAAGGGAAGACUUUGUUGUCCCAAUAUGCUUUAUUUUAAUUCUUAAUAUGGUGGCCAACUAGCAAAAGCAUUCAUUAACCCAGAUAAGGCUAAUAGUUUGGGUUUUUAGCAUCUGAAAGUCAGUCGUCCAGUAGUAUAAGGAAACGUUGAAAUCCAGUAGACAUUGAUGAUUGUGAAUUGGAAAACUGAAUACCAAAAUCUGGACAUUAAUAAAUCUACAGUGAUCAGUGUCUGGAAUUUGACUUCCGAAUCCCCGGAUUGGUACUGGAUUAAGUUUGGUAAUCUGGAUUGGGAGAAUUUGGGCUUUAGUGAAUAACCCUGAAUGUUGCAGUUAGUGAAUAUUCAUGUAGACCAUUAGACUGCUGGUAUGUGGUUGAAGAUUCUUGAAAACCAUUACAUUUCUACAGCUUGAAAAAAUGAUCAAUUUCAGCUUAUGAGCGAAUAAAUUCCAAAACGGAUGGACCAACUGUGCAUGCAUUGAAAUACCUGCAAUAAGAAGAAUAUUUAAGCUUUUCCCAAAUCUACCCUUUUGUCCAUCCUUGCUUUCUCUACCAGUUGCAUUUUUUUUUCACUUGUUGUUAUUUCUAUUCCUUAAUACUUUUCUAGUCCUAUUGUGCUUUCAUUCUUGCCUCUAUUCUCUUUCACUCCACCAUGUCUUAUUUAUUGAUGAACCAGAUCUAAACUUUAUUUUCAGUAGAAUGAUCUCAAAAUACAUGAACUGCAUUCAGUAUAUGUUCAUAUAUUUUCAAAUAAAUAAUUUUCUUUUCAUGUAAUGCGGUGUAUAUCAUACGCAUCUUGCAGUAAGUUAAAUUCAUAUGAUAGAGUGAUGGUCAAUUAUUAAUUAAAACAAAGCAUGUACUAGUUCUAACUAUUUCAUGUCUUUUACAGUUUUUGGUGACCCUGGAUAUCUUCUUCUUCGAAAAUCUCAUCACAUAGCUUUGAGCAGAGAUCCUGUGUUUGUGGAUUUCUUCCUUCCAGAUAAUAAUACCAUAACUUCAAAUAAUAUUUCAAUCUCUCUGCUGAACACUGGCAAUAAUCAUAAAAUAACUAGCAAAGAGCUUCCUGCUAACACAACGCAAGGCAGCCUCGUAUUUGAAUGCUUCUAUUUCAUUCAAAAUGGCCUCUACCAAUUUCAAAUGAGCUUACAGAAAGAAAACAGUACCCAUAUCUGUGGGUCGAGCAGUAUAUUGAAUGUCACCUGGCCUUUGUUUCACAUAGACUUGAAUAGGACAUCAAAAGACAACGUGAGAUCAUUUCAGAUUGGAAUCUUCACCAAUGAACUUCUUUGCUCAAUUUAUACUGAUAAAGAACCAGCAAUGUUAUUGGAAGUCGAGCAUACUCACAGCUUCCAAGAAUUGGAGGAACCAAGCAGCGAUAGGUUCAUGUUGUAUAAAACCUACAAGGAAAUCCCAUUGUCCUCCACUCAGUGGGUUGAGUUUGAAUGUGCAUCUGUACGGUCAGAGACUUUCAUUACAGUGUCUUUGAAACCCAUGGAUUCACAAUAUGAUUCAGUCAUUGCUUUCCUUGGACCCAUUGACCUUGUGAAGACCUUCAAAUAUAAGCUGGUCACAUCUCCAGAUGAAAAAUGUGAUGGUUCCAUGAAGAUAUAUGUCAUACCUCCCCCAUGUAAUUAUGUUGAGGGGAACCUAGCUGUAUAUAAAAAAGCAACAAGACAUUUGUCGGAAAGUCCCCCAGUCAUAGCAGAGCAUGUCAUGCGUACAGGAGACAAAAUGGCUAUAUUCAACUGUUCCCUAUUUGACAUUGGAAGAAAUACAUAUUGCUUUGAGUUGUUGAUGCGUAGCAGCAACAGUUACUCAUUUCCAAAGAUCAACGAAUGCGUGGAAAUAAGAAGAGAAAUAGGUGUGUACUGAAAUCAUUUCUACUAACAUUUAUCACAAAGAGGGGUAAAAUUGGUCUUCUACAGUAGAACUUUUACUAAAAUAUUUAAAUAUUAUUAUGUAAUGGGUUCCAUCUGCAGAGUUGCUGUGGCUGUGAGACCAACUGCCAAUGUCUAACUGCAUUUUACAAUUUGUUACUUUCUGUAUAUUGCCACAGUCUUCAUAAUCAAUUGCAGGGUUCUAGCUUAUAGUCACCCAUCGGUUCUUACAAUCAUGGUCACCAUCUGUAACCCCGAACAUUCACAAUAAACACAUGCAUUCCCUUGUACUUCAUUGGAUUUUAUUAUCCUUUUCAUGUUCCAUUCUUAAAUCACAUCUUCACUUUUUAUUUGUAUUAUUCUUCCCAAUUUAUCUCAAAUAUGCAGUUGUCACCUAUAUCUAAAAUAAAACCUCUGUUGACCCAAAUUCUCUAACUACAUUUCAUAUUCUUACCUAAUUUCACCUCAAAGCUUCUUGAACAGCUUGUUAAUACCUGCCUGUCUAAGCAUCUCAAUUCAGGCUUUCCAUUUUAAAUCUAAUUUCCAAAAUCCUAUCUCCUUACUCUGCUAAAACUGCCAUAAUUACAAUGAUCUAUGGUUUAUUCACUGUUAAAUUCAAAGAAAAUUACUUUCUAUUAACCCCUUAGUGACCAGACCAUUUUUCAAUUUUCUUACAGUUAAGUACCAAGUCUCUUUAGCUGUAAUUUUCCUCUUACUCAUUUACUGUACCCACAUAUAUUACAUACCGUUUUUCUCGCCAUUAAAUGGUCUUUCUAAAGAUACCAUUAUUUUCAUCAUAUCAUAUAAUUUACUAUACAUUUUUUUUAUAAAAUAUGAUGAAAGAUUUGUGCAAAAGUUUGUGGAGGGGGAUUAUAAUCUGAAAUAUUCAUGAUUAACAAUGGGACAAGACAAGGCUGUCCACUUGCCCCUAUGCUUUAUAUCCUCACUAUCGAACCCCUAGCCACAAUUAUUUGACAAUCAAAAGAGAUAAUGGGAAUUAAAAAAAAUUAUUAUCAAUAUAAAAUCUCGCUAUAUGCAGAUGAUAUAAUUCUCACUCUUGUCUGCCCAGAGGUCUCCAUUCCAGCCAUACUUAGUUACAUAGUUACAUAGCUGAAAAGAAACUUGCGUCCAUCAAGUUCAGCCUACCUCACAUUUGUUUUUUGCUGUUGAUCCAAAAGAAGGCAAAAAAAAACAGUUUGAAGCACAAUUUUGCAACAAGCUAGGAAAAAAAUUCCUUCUUGACCCCAGAAUGGCAGUCAGAUUUAUCCUUGGAUCAAGCAGUUAUUACCCUACAUUGAAAGAUUAUAUCCUUGAAUAUUCUGUUCUUUGCAAGUAUGCAUCUAGUAGCCGUUUGAACAUCUGUAUGGACUCUGAUAAAACCACUUCUUCAGGCAGAGAAUUCCACAUCCUGAUUGUUCUUACAGUAAAAAAACCUUUCCUUUGCCUUAGACGAAAUCUUCUUUCUUCCAGUCUAAACGCAUGGCCUCGUGUCCUAUGUAAAGUCCGGUUUGUGAAUAGAUUUCCACACAAUGGUUUGUAUUGGCCCCGAAUAUAUUUGUAUAAUGUUAUCAUAUCCCCUCUCAGGCGACGUUUUUCUAAACUAAAUAGGUUUAAAUUUGUUAACCUUUCUUCAUAGCCAAUAUGUUCCAUUCCUUUUAUUAAUUUUGUAGCCCGCCUCUGCACUUUUUCUAGUGCCAUAAUAUCCUUCUUUAGAACAGGUGCCCAAAAUUGCACAGCAUAUUCAAUAUGGGGUCUUACCAGUGAUUUAUAAAGAGGCAAAAUUAUAUUCUUGUCCCGAGAAUGAAUGCCCUUUUUCAUGCAUGACAAUACCUUACUGGCCUUGGCCACUGCUGAUUGACAUUGCACAUUGUUGCAUAGUUUGUUGUCUAUAACAAUUCCCAAGUCCUUUUCGUGUGUUGUUAUCCCUAAUUCGCUUCCAUUAAGGGUAUACGUUGCUUGUGUAUUCUUUACGCCGAAGUGCAUAACUUUGCAUUUUUCAACAUUAAAUUUCAUCUGCCAUUUGAGUGCCCAGUCCCCCAGUCUAUCUAAAUCCCUCUGCAGCAAAGUAAUAUCUUGCUCACAUUGUAUUGUUUUACAAAGUUUGGUGUCAUCUGCAAACACUGAAACAUGACUUUCAAUGCAGUCUUCAAGAUCAUUUAUAAACAUGUUAAAUAGAAGGGGUCCCAGAACAGACCCCUGAGGGACUCCACUUGCCACCUCUGUUCAGCUUGAAAAUUAACCAUUAAUGUCAACUCUUUGUACUCUGUUUUUAAGCCAAUGUUCUACCCAAGAACAAGCAUUUUCAUCUGGACUGAUUUCCUUGAGUUUGAACACUAAUCUAUUGUGUGGAACUGUAUCAAAUGCCUUGGCAAAAUCCAAAUAGAUCACAUCCACAGCAACACCCUGAUCUAUACUUCUACUUACUUCUUCGUAGAACGCAAUCACUUAAGUGUAUAAAGGAUUUUAGUAUUAUAUCAGACUAUAGAAUUAAUCUAACUAAAUCUUAUUCUAUAUAUUGCAAUGUAACAGAUUCAGAGUUAAGCAUUCUAAAAUAGAAAUAUAACUUGAAUUGGUCUGCCGGGUCUUUGGAUUAUCUGGGAAUUAGAUUGGGAUUUAACUAGAAUAAAAUUAUUCAGAAUAAGUACUCCUCUCUUCUUCAAGAAAUAAGAAACUCAUUAAUUAAAUGGAAACCAUUGUAUAUAUCAUGGUUGGGUCGAAUUAGUGUAAUAUAAGAUUACAUUAUACCUAAACUCGAAAAUCUAAUGCGCACAAUUCCUCUGAGGAUACCCAAAAAGUUCCUGAGCGAGUUUCAUAAAAUUUUCCUGAAAUUCAUAUGGGGUCACAAAAAAACAAUAACUUCUUAUAAAAAUCUUUGUCAAAACCUAAAGGAUGGUGAGUCUCAUUUCCAUAUGUAUUCAUGAAACUCGAUGCAAUUAUGAUCACGCAUCUUUUAGCUUCAAAUUAUAAAAAAACAAGCUUUGGAAUACUUAAAGCAUUUCUGGUUAAUCUGGCUAGAUACUAUAGCUUUUAAAAAACUGAAAGGUCAAAACAAAAUUCUUAUAGACCUAUUUAGGUCUAUGAAAUAUCUAAAAACAUGUUCUAAAAUUGAAAACAAUCUCUCAGUCUUGGCACCUAUAAAUGUACUUAUCAGUCAUCUUUCAGAUAUAAAUAGAUGUAAAUCGAAAGAGGCGGGAUUUAAACUUUUGGGAGAUCUAUAUAUAUAUAUAUAUAUAGGUAACAAUCUAAAAUCAUUUCAAGAAAUACAGGAAAGGAAUAUCUCUUUAAAAUCUGAGUUCUUAACCUACCUGAAAAUAAAAAACAACGGGAGAAAUAAAACAAUAGCUCCUGAUUUAUUUGAUAAAAUAUUCUCGAUAGAUGGGAACAAUAAUUUAAUCUAAAAAAUAAACAAGAUACUCGAUGAACAUAAACCUAAUGGGAAAUUAAAUAGUGUCAUGAAAUGGGAACACGAAAUUGAAGUUAAUUUCUCAGAUGAAGAGUGGGCAAAAGCAUUCAAGUUACCCCCCCAAAAAAUUCAUAAUACUAUCAUCUAUGAAAAUUACAUUAAGAUCUUACAUAGAUGGUACAUGGUUCCGGCAAAAGUAUUUAAAUUUCAAAAGAAUAUUCAAAAUAUUUUUCGUAGUGGUAAUUUAAACCCAGGUACACAUAAACACAUAUGGUGGGUUUGGAUAAAGCUUCUGCCUUUAAAAAAUAAAUUAGAAUGAGUUAUUGGUAAAAUUAUGCGUCUUACAUUUCGAAUAUCAUCUCAUACCUUUCUUUUUCAUUUAGACCUACCUAAUAAUAAUAAAUAUUUUCAUAUGCUGGCGAUAGAAAUUCUAAUGGCAGCAAAGAUAUGUAUCACUAGACGAUGGAAUACAUCUAUAAUCCCUUGUUGGACUGAGAUACAAAUUCAGGUGAAUUAUCAAAGUUUAAUGGAAAAGGCGAUAUAUGCUAACCUUGGUAAUCUUGAGAUGUAUCAUAGCAUAUGGAAUCCCUGGGUGAAUGGAGGUUUUACAGUGGUGGACUAUAUGGACCUCCCAUUUGACCCCCACUGACAGUGCCCUAUUGUGUAAAUGGUUUAUCAGGUUGGUAGUGUAAAUGAGGAAUAUUGUUACCCUACAGCUUUUGUGCAAAUAAAAAUAGCAAGCACAUAGAGUUGGAAUGAAUGAUGGGGGAAUUUCACAAGAUAUCUAGUUUACUACGGCUAAUAUUAGAUUCCCCAGGAAUGGUAUAAUGUAAAUUGAGUAAUGUACGAAACUUAAAGAUAAAAUGGAACAAGAAAAAACAAAUGAUGAUUUGGUAUUUGACAACAAUGUUCCUAAAGACUAAGAAAACAUGAAUUAAAAAUACCAAUUACUGAUGUAAUAAAAGAACAACAAAAAAAGAACACUGUAGGGUCAGGAACACAAACAUGUAUUCCUGAUUCUACAGUGCUAAUCUAGCCAUCUUGUCCACCUAAAUAUAGUAAAAUCUUACCAUUAUUCCAAUCUGCUGGUGCUGGCUCUGCCCCUGACCUGCAUGCUUGACUGACAUCAGAAGUGGUUAUCUCAGCCAAUCACAAUGCUUUCCCAUAGGAAAGCAUUGGAUUGGUUAUAACUGUCAAGGAGGCAGAUCAGGGGCAGAGCCAGCACAAGUGAAACACAACUCUGGCCAAUCAGCAUCUCCUCAUCGAGAUGCAUUGCAUCAUAUAUUGCUAGUUUUGCAACUUAUUAAAUAACUGUUAACGUUCACGAGGGACCACCUGGAGAAUGAGUCAGAGUUACUGUGGCAAUACUCUGGCUCAGUCAAGCGCCAGACCGAAAGAGCAUGUGACAAAUGUCCGCCAAGCAGAGCACCUCCAGGCCACAAGGUAUUAGGAAGAGGGUAAAAAAAAAUAAAAAAAUAGCAUUGUUUUAAUGUUACAUGUUACAUCCACAACCCUCACAUUGAGGGGGGCCCUUCUUUGAUUCUAUCCAUUCUGCCCAACGGAAAAUUGUAGGAAAUUUUAAGCACCUGAUAUAUUUUUUUAAAUUUGAUCCCUAUUUUUGUUUUUAAAAAGUUACAAUUUGGGUACAAUAAACACAUUGCUGCAGAUUUGCUCUUAGUAUACUUGUAAACAUUUUUCAUAAAAAAUGCUCAUUUUACCCAUGUUUUUUGUCUUAGUAAAUAAUGAAUAAUCAUCUAAAAUAAUUCUGCCAUUAAAUGGAUAAACAUACUCAGAUUAAUGUCUUUUCUGGCUGUGAUCAAUAUGGUUAGGUAUUUUGUGUUUACCAUUUACAGAGACAUGGAGCCUGUGGCAAUCAUGGAGUCCCUGCAGCACUACAUGUGGAGAUGGUCAAAGACAGCGACACAGGGAAUGUCUUUCAACGUCACUUUUAAAUCCUUCUUGCAAUGGAAGCCCAAAGGAGAUCUCCAUUUGCUCUCUAGAAGACUGCUCAAGUAGGUUAAUGGUCUCUCUAACAAUUUUCUAUAGAGAUCAAGAUGAACGCUACUCUUGCUAAAAAAAAAAAACAACAAAAAAACUAUUGAAGAAAAAAGAGACUACGAAUGCAUGAUAUAGAUUUCUUUUACACUCUCACUACCACCUUCAAAAUUCUGUGGAGGAUUUCUGCCACCCCUUCUUUUUACUGUCUUCUGAAACACUUUCCUCAUGCUGCACCUAUGCUCUGAAUUCUAACCCUUGCUUUAACCCUCAGAAUUAAGCAUUCUCGCACCAUAAUAGUCUGCAUAGUGAUUCAGGAAAAAUCUCCCUUUCACUCUCCACCUUAACCAUCUCUUUUCAGUAGAAAUUCUUCUCUCACUAUGAGAUCUUCUUCCCAAGUACAGGGUCCUCCAUCUUUCUGUACCUAUAAUGGUUAAGAGUUUCUUACAUUUUUUUUCAAUAAGAAAUUCUAAUUUCUAGAUGUAAUAAGUAGAGUAGAAUAUAACCUAGCUCAGGUCCCUUCAUUUUAUUUUAGGUACAAGUGGGGUUUAUCAUAGAGUUGAUGCAGCCUACGUAUCUCACAAUAAUGUAUUGAGCCUGCUUAACAUAAGAUAAUGUAUGGAGCCUGCUUAGCAUAAGAUUAAAUAACAUAAACCACUUUAAGUGUUUAUUUGAAACCAAUGUGAUUCAGAGAGGGCAAAUGCAUUGAUCCCCAAGAGCCUUUGAUUUUCUUAUAAUAUAUAAUAAGGAAACUAUAAUAAUUGCCACUGCUGGUGUAGUAGAUAAUGGAUGCAGGGAUGACUGGUUCAUUUUAAUGCAGACCAGCAAUGUGACUAUUUUUAAGUACUGUGAUAAUACAAUCCAAUAGAAUUAUAGCCACAAAUUAAUAUAAGGUAUAUUUUACCAAUUAGUUGAAUGCAUCUGGUCCUUGGAAAUAAACAUAGUAUACUAGCUUUAGGGCUAUAUAUAUUGUGAUAAAGUGAAGGCAGAUAGGCCUUUUAACCCCAGGGGGAGUAUGUGUAGUUUGUGUGUUGCACAACACAAAGCAUUGUUUAGUUAUGGGCCCCUGGGGUGGAGCAUUUGGAGAGAAGGGUGGGCCAAUGCUCCACUCCACAGUUUAGUGGUUUUCUGGGGAGACAUAGAUCCAGGCCAGGGUUUUUUGGACCGUCUCCAACCCACUGCUCAGCUGCAGUUAAUGAGCUAUUGCAGUGGGAAUAAACCCCUCCCGGCUAGGCAGGAAAAGGAGAGGGAUUGCUGGCUUCCUCCCAGGAAGCAGGUAGGAGAGAGAGGCUGUUCUCUCCAGAUAGAGUCAAGGAGACUAGGCACUUGGAGUGCAGAAAGGAAGCAGUCAGGGCAAGGUUGGCUUGGAGCACUGGGAGUGCAGAAAGGAAAGCAGUCAGGGCAAGGCUGGCUUGGAGCACUGGGAGUGCAGAAAGGAAAGCAGUCAGGGCAAGGCUGGCUUGGAGCACUGGGAGUGCAGGAAAGGAACGCAACAGGCUAGCCAGCAGAGUGUUGCUAACUAAUAAGGUUGGUGCCAUAUGUUUUGUUAGUUUAACCCUGAUAGAGAGGGACAUUCAAAGUUAGUUAGUGCUCAGACCGAGCUAGGUUUUUGUUUAUAGGGUUUUGUGUUUCAUUUAUGUUUUAAUUUACUGCUGUAUCCUGUGUGGAUUUAAAAAUAGAGUGCCUGGAGUAUAUGCAUUUACAAGGACUGUGCAUGUUUUUGCCCUAGAGGACCGUGCUACCUGCCGACAAGGAUCACAAUAUAUAUAUAUAUAUAUAUAAAUGUGUAUAUAUAUAUAUUUCUUUGCAUAAUCAUUACUCUAAAAAAGGAUGUACAAUGUGUAAUCCAAUACAUCUAUAUAUUUUUGUAUAAUUUCUAUUUGGAUAUAUCUGAUUUAUUAUUCUUUUUAUAUUAUAGCAAUAAAGCCUCCAAUCAAAUCUACGAAAAAUUCCAAUGGAGAUAGUAAAACAACAAGUAAUACUGUAACUAUAACUGGAAUUUCUUUAUGUCUGUUCAUCAUCGUCAUCACCAUUGUUAUCACUGUCUGGAGGAAGCUCAGCAAAGCUCAGACAUGCAGUUCCACUGUUAGACAUAACUCUAAUCAUUCAGUCAGCUGUCGAAAGAACUCAGAUGAGGAGAAUAUCUACCAGUUGAGGGAGAGUUUUUCUGAUACAGGGGAAAUUCUUAUGGACAGCACAGACGAUGCUGUUCAUAUACCUUUAAAUUACAGACAAAGUUCCCCUGUUUCCCAAGAGCAAGCAAUCAAAGAGAUUGACGAUUCACCAAACGUUCAGAAGAUAAUUCCACCCAUUUUCAGUUAUCGUCUUGCACAGCAGCAGCUUAAAGAGAUGAGACAAAAGGGACUUUCUGAGGCCACCAAAGUAUAUCAUGUUUCUCAGAAUCCUAUGGCGGACACCGCAGUAGAUAUGUCAUUGAAUCCACCACCUAUCAAUGAUAACUCAGAUGAAACCAACACAAACAAAUUCAGGAUACAGUCUCCGUUUUUAGUGCCAAAGAACACUCAUGGUCGUGAUGAAAGACCCAACUCAAAGUCUGUAUUCUCACCAUCACACGGAGUAACUCCUAGUCAAACUCUCCCCAGGUUAUCCCACUUAAAGAAUCAAGACACAAAAUCAAGGCACUAUGAGAGAGGUUGUCAAAAAAAUAACUUUAGGAGAACAUCUAGUUUUCAUGACACUAAACACAACAAGCCCUAUAGGGAAAGAAGUCUAACAACACUUUCUCCAAGACAUUCUAUGUCUUAUAAUGCCAAGACAAGGACAUGGGAAUGUUCUACAGUAGAACGAUCAAAAUAUAAACCAACAAGGACUGAUAAGAGCACUGACAAUAUUACAAGGGGCAUUAAUUUCAAAGAUUCAACUGGCUAUCUUACAAAGAGUUCCUAUGUGAGACCAAUGGGGAGUAAGCCUGAUUUAAUCUGUAGUAGGCAGCUGUCGGCUAGAACAUCAAAUGCAGAGAGGCCCGAGCAAAAUCGACCCAGAAAAGGCCCCUCUCCAGUGAAUACAACUUGGAAUAGAGUACACCGGGACCUCUCUUCUUCACCCAAAGAUAGUUAUAACAAAAAAAGUUCUCUGAUUUCUGUGCAAAACAGAAAAGAAAAGUGUCAGAGUUUCCCAUGGGGAACAGAGUAUUCGUUUUAUGACAAUUCAACAUUUGGACUCACAGAGGCAGAGCAGCAAAUGAUUGAUCUUCCAGGAUAUUUUGCUUCCAAUGAAGAGGAUGAAACUAGUACAUUAAGCGUGGAGAGACUGGUAAUUUGACCCUAUUGUCAUUGCCUCUUGAAUUAUUUAUAUUUGGUUAAAAAAAUCCUUAUUUCUCUUUCAAAUGAUUGGGCGGUGGGGAAUUUCGACCACUUGCUUUAAACUUGGGAGAAUUUAGGAAUAAAAAGGCACUUGUCAAAUUUUUAUACACACACGUUUUUUUUUUUUUGUUUUUUUUUUUUUUACUUGAACACUGUUAAAAAUCACAGUAACUACUACUGAAUCUAUCAAAUAUAUCCAGUUUUACAUUGAAUACUUGAAAAAAGACUUAUGUUUCAGCUUUAAUAAAUAUAACAAACUAAUGGAAAAAAAGAUUGAUUUUGCAUAACUGUUCACUCAUUGUCUGUAAAUUAGCACAUUAUCUGAUUCAUUAGCAUUGAUCACAUAAGCUGAUCAGCAUAGAAUAGCAAGAUUUCAGGAGACACUUGGUUACUGGGAAAUCUCAUUACAACAUGCCACUUGGUGAUGUUUACACCAUUCUUUUUUUUUUAAUUAUUCUUUAUUUUUGCAAUGCAUAAAGAGGAGAACAGACAAGCCCAGAAUGCCCCAACAGCUAUAGCAGGCAGUUCAAAACACAUAUCAGGAUGGAUGUGUGGCAUUUCAACAUAACAGCCUAUUUAUAUGGUGUAAUAGAUUCAGGCUAGCUACAUAUGUCUAAAACAUUGGCUUAAACUAGGCGGGUAGACACAAGAGGCAAGUUAGACAUAGUGAUUAAUAUCAAGAAAGAAAUAAUAUGAUAAAACAUGCUUAUAUCGGUAGCCUAGUACGCUAAACUGCACAUUUUGAACUAUUGGAUGUCAUAUUAGGUAAACGUGUCUACAAAGUUAGAAAAUGCUUGGAAAAACGCAAAAAAUAUGUCAGGAACACUAGUUAGUCAAUUAGGAUAAACUAGACACAUAGAGUUAUGUAGAUGCAAUGAAACAUGCUUAUAGAGUAAAAGAAAAUUAAAGUAAGUUGCUUGUUAACAACUAAGCUUGCUGUGGGCAACAAAAUUACCGGCGCCGGCUCCCCUCAUGCUGCAGCUGCCUGAGCGCUCUAUAGAGAGCUUCAGGCGGCUGCAGCACUGCCCAGGCCAGCGAGUCCAUGAGGGCGCACCGGCCCGGGGGCGCAAAAUAUGAGGGAUCAGCAGGAGGGAAGCGCUCAGCGCUCCCUCCUGCCAGUCCCUCAGUGUAACAUGGCCGAGCUGGUAGGUGCUGGUAGGGGAGAAAGCGACACACAGAGGAGCUCAGAAGAGAUAAACACAAAGGGGCUAGGGGGAGUAAGACACACAAAGACGUUGGGAGGAUGUAGGAGACAUACAAAGAGGGGGAUACGAGACAAACAAGGGGCUUGCAAGAGAAACACUAAAGGGGGAUGUAAGAAAAAAAAAUAUUAUAUUUUUUCUGCUCCCCUCUCAGCCCCUAUCCUACCCCACAAACUCUCUUUCACAAUACACACUCACACAGACAUACAAUGCAUCCCUAUACAUACACAGAAACACACAACGCAUGCCUACACACACACAGAAACACACCGAGCUUCCCUUACACACAGAGAAACGCACAAUGCAUCCAUUACACACACAAUGCAUCCCUUACACACACACUGCAUCCCUUACACACAGAAAGACUCAAUGCAUCCCUUACACACACGGCUUCUCUUGCACACACUCAAUUCAUCCCUUAGAGACAAACAAUGCACCCCUUACAGACACACACACUGCAUCCCUUACAUACACAUAAACACACCUUGCAUCCGUAACACAUACAAACACAGAUUCACACAAUGCAUCCCUUACACAUAAUACAUCCUUACACACAAACACACACUGCUUUCUAUCCUUUACACAAAAACACACUGCAUCCACUACACACACAGACACUGCAUUGCCUACACAAUGUCACGAUUACUAUGUGACCCAACACGCAAAACUAUAUUAACACAAACAACGUAUACCAGAUCUUAGAAUGGCCGGAUUUAACGUAAAAGAGAAUGGUCAAAUAACAAGCCAAGGUCGGGAAUACAGAAUAAGACAAUACAAAUAAGCUAGCCAAGGGUCAGGAUACCAGAAGUAGGGAAAGGCAAAAGCAAAAGUAAAAAAACAGAAAUACAAUACUAAGAACUUGCUUGCUGACAACCAACAAGUGGAAACCAUGUCAGGGCACUGAGAAAAGGCAUUACAGGGUUUAAAUAUGCCGCUCCGUGCUGUGAUUGGUUAUUACAUGGCCCUUGACCCCAAAACGUGCACGUGCGUCGAUAUCAUGACGUCACACACACACCGGCACCAUCUUUUAUGUGGGCAGUGUGCCCUUUAACUUUGAGAACGUCCCUUUGAAUGCCGCACCAGCCGGGAUCCGUCUUCAUUGAGAAUCGGGCUGCACUCUGCUGCGAUCUAGGUAAGUUAUUUUUUCCCGUUUCGAUCAGGGACUUACUUUUAUUAGAAGUAUUGACACACAAACUGGUAUCCCUAUACUCUACAUUCCAUAAGCACACACAUUAGAUCCUCUAUGGAUGGGCCUUAUGGGCAUACUCACUGUCAGGCCAUGGGGGCCAGACCUUGAGCUAUGCAAAGGGCACCAAAAAAUUGAGCUGCUUCCCGUUCCCCCAGAACAUUGAUUUUUGUGACCACAGUUACAAACAGCCUCCAGAGAGCCUGUUCUAUCCAGACCAGUGGAGCCAGACUGCAGCCAGAGCCCAUCACCAUCCUCAUCUGGUUGUAAGUAGGCCGUCUAGUAUAUUAUUAGUGACACUAAUCUCUAAUUUACCUCACAUUAAAAGAACACUAUUGUCCCCAGAACCAGUGCAGCUUAAUGUAGUGGUUCUGGUGUCUAUAGCCUGUCCCUGCAGGCUUUUUUAUGUAAACACACACUGUGUGCAGCACUGGCGUUUGUUCAUAUGACAGAACAUAUGGGUUGGGCAUUGUGAUGUCACAUGGUGGGUAGCGCAUAAGGGGGGGGGGAGGCAGAAAUCCUUGCACUGGCCCUGACUUCACUACCAGAAUCAAGUAUAAAUGUUUCUACUUUAGUCCACAAAGCCUCACUCACUCUCAUUUAUACUCUAGCAAUGAUUACCAGCCCAUCGAGGAACAAAUUUCUCUGCCAGAAGCCACUGCUUUAAUAACUGCAAGUGUGCUGAAAAUGUUUGCUCCCCUGCUUCCAAAAAGUAAAGGAAGUUUCAAUGGGUUUAAUCAUUCCUACUGUCAUGGAGAUGAGAGAAUUGAAUGGAUUCUACCACUUCACUCUUAGCAUUACAUUAGCAGUCUAGAGAUUGAUAAAGACUUUUUUUUAAAAUAUGUUAUUUUAAUUGUAGUUUCUGUAUGUGGGAAUUUUAUUUAUAUGCAGACAUGUUUACAUUCUGUUGCCACUUUCAGUAAGCUGUACUGCUAGUAAGCCCUUCAUGAGUUCCUGGGUGGAAUAUUGCAUAAUAAAGGACACUGUAUACUGACUAAAUCUUUUCAAUCCCCAAAUAUUUUCUAUAAAAGAUAAACAAAUAAGCAGAAAAAAAAUAAAAUUGUUACGUUUGUCUGAAAAAGCAAUCUGUACACAAAAUGGCAGUGUUUUGCUUUGUUUAUAUGCUAGCUAUGCAUCCCUUGUUUCAAAUAAAUCUUAUACUAAUAUUUUUUUCUGCAGGGGUAGGCAGCCUUUCAGUAGCACCGUACCAAAACAAGAUCUUGAAGUCCCUUGGCGAGCCAGUCUUAUUCUUUUGAAUUGAGGUUUUAUAUUGCCGUAUUGUGCUUGUGUAAUUUAUGGUUUCUGCAGUUGCUUUGUAACAUUGUAUUUGUGCGUAUUUGGGCUGUUAUGUUGUAUAUUUUCAUGAGUACUUGGUUUUAUUGUGUAUGAUACCAAUGAAUGUGGGCUCUGUAUGGGGGCUGCUUAUGGAAUUGUGUGUGUAUAUGAAAUGUCACAUUGUGUGUUUGGUGGUGUUUGUAUGUGUUAUUGCAUGUGAGAGGCUGCUUGUGUGGUUGUGUGCAUGCAUGUGGAUUGUCAGUGGUGUGUGUGUGUGUGUAUAUGUGUGUAUAAUUUGUAUGAUGGGAAGAAUUCUUCUGCAGCUCUGUAUAGCUAGCAGUGUGUGGCUUCCCUGGGGUUCAGUGGGGACCUGGAUGGCCAGGGACAGGUCUAGGGGAGGAGCUGCGAUAGCUGGUGUGGGCUGCUUUACUCCAGUGUGGUUUCUCGUUCACAAGUCAGGAGAGGAAGUGCUGCAAUGCGUAACUUGAGGAUUGCCCCUCACCACCUGCAAAUGCUGAUCGGUUUGCACUAGCAGAUAUCUGAAGUCCCACUGGGACUCCUGAUAGGCCAGAGCCUGUUUAUCUCGGGCACAGGUGCCAUUGGUUGCUGACCCCUGUGUUAGCGUAUAAAGAACAAUUACUUGAAAAAAGCCAGUAACAGUGGUUUGUUUAAAUGUUUGCGUAGGAGGUACACACUGGGUUUCCUAUUUUACAUGUGUGAAUUUGUUCUCAGACACAGUUAUUACCGAAAGUGUGACAUUUGGGGAAUUUAAAGUGAAUUUCAAGUUUUGGGCCGCAAUUGCUAAAAUGUAAAAAUAGCCGACUUGGAGAAUUUUGCCAGCUCAGCUUUUUUUGGCCUUAAGUGUAAAAUUCACUCUGAAUUCUGUAUAUUUCACUCCUUAGGGGAUUAACCUUGUUAAUGUGAAGAGUAAAUAUAAAAUCACAUGGAAACAGAUAACAUUUAAUGUCAUUUACUGUGUUUUAAACAUUAUAUGGACGGGCAUUCCAAGGCUUUAAUUUCACAUACAAGCAAAUAUAGCUUCUGUUCACAUGUCUUUUGAUAUCCUGUCUGAUUAGUAUAAUUUUCCUAGAUAUUGGAACUUGCUGUACAGUAAAUUCUGCAAAGUAAAUAAUAUGAAAAAUAUACCGGUAACAAUAUAUUUUAACAGGAGCUGUAUCUAGCUGCUUUUGCACUAUUUCAGCUGACAUCAGUGUAAUUGGUGCCUGUCCUUGGCAAUAACGUUCAAUUAACCAUUUAUGCCAGUUCCACUGCCCACAUCGAGAAAUGUGGGUCUUCUGAUCUUCAUUGAUACAUGUUUCAAUGAGUACCACAAGCCUCGCCAAGUGGACCAAACGAUUCCGUUGUCAUAUUCACCAGUGUAAUUUCCAUUUUUGUAAUAUACGCCAUUUAAGUUGGCUAUAUGGCACCUAGAGGGAAGAAAGCAAAUGAAGAAAGAGAAAUUAGUCAUGGCCUAGAUUCCAUACCCAAGUCAACAUUCUGUAAUGGAACCCUUCCUUCCAAAUCUCUUCCUGAUCAUUCCUACUUGGGUGUUCCCAUCGCUUUUAAUAAUAAUCUUAUGUUCCACAACCCUGCACGGUCUAUGUUCUUAGCUUUCCCAUUCUUCUCUUUUCAAUUAAGUGGAUAUUCUGUUUUAAUAUAAAGGUAUUUAAAUUGUGAAUAUGUGAUUGUUAGCUGUUUUCCUUUGAGAACAUCCAAUCAUAGUUCCUGCAGUGCUGUUACGGAGCCUUGCACACUGUCCAACCAUGGCCUUGGUUUAAAUAUUUUUGACAAGUAGUUAAAACAUUUUGUUUAAACAUUUGAAAUGUAAUAUUUUGCUGAAAAAAACUUUUUUUUUUUAUUUGUUGAUAUAUUUUUUAUAUAAUAUAGAUAUACAUAUAAAAAAUAUUGUUUUUAAUUAUUUAUUUAUGCCACAGGCAGACACAUGUUUGACUUAACAUGGUAUACAAGAUGUAUACAAAGACAUAGCACAAAAACAUACGAAUAAUAAGUUGUUUUGUCAGACUGUGUGUUAUGUUGUAGUGCUUACACACUGUAUUAAAUCAGCCUUAAUAUGAUCUCAUACAAGAUAGUGUUAUGAUCACGUCACGUAAGUAAUUAAAUUGAUUUCAUUUGUUGUAGAGUCAUGCACGAGAGGCAAUAAGGCAGAUUUGUCUUGCCCACUUUGAAAUUUGAUCAAUAGAUCAAUAGAGGCAGCCGAUGUGUUCGUCUGAGGCUUUGGCAGGCAGAACAUGCCGUCUAGUUCAAGUGUGGAAGUUCAGGCAUAGCAAUAUCAUCUGACAGGCCUAUUAUCUUCAGUGUUCCACUAUCUUUUAUCUUAAAGUGCUGCUAGUUGGUCUUCCAGAUGGUCAUCGACCUGUUUCUUCAAUUUAGAAAUUUGUGCACCGUGGGUCACUGCAGUCUUCUCCACAAUGCUAAGUCCUCUGACCUGGGAGAUAUCUGCCAGUAUGCUGUGAUGAAGGUCCACCAAGAGGAUUGUUAGAAUGGCUGUGGUCACCGGAGUAGAUGCCCCCUUGACCAAAAGGUGAGAUUUAAUGGUGUUCCUGAAAGCCCAGAUUCUCUUUUCUAUACAGCGGCAGCUAGCCAAAAGUGUCUGAAAAAUCUCAGAGAUCCAAC